AUGGGCGACUUCGCCCCCAACUGGCCUUUGGUGAAUGUUCCCAGGGAGAAUACUCCCAGUGAGAAUGCUCCCAUUGAGAUUAAUCCCAUUGAGAAUGUUCCCAAAGAGACGGAGCCAAAUCAUAAGGGAAAAGGCACGGAAACGGAACCAGGUCCAACGACAUCAGAUGGCACUCUAGCGCAAUCGGGAGAAACGUCCAAGCCCGACCCCACGACCACGACUACAACUACGACAAAUGCAGACAAAGCCUCUCCUAAGGGAUCCAAGACAGUGAGCGACGAGUCGCAGCAAGUAACAUCGGAGAUACCGGCCCCGGGUACCGAUGGCACGACCGUCUCGACGCAGACGCAGACAGCGGACGGAUUGUUGACGUACACGGGCACCAUAGAACCAACCUCGAUCUCGGCCUCAGCUUUAACUUCAACCUCAACCUCAGCACCAACCCAAAACUCGGCCACAGACGGCGGCUCAUCCUCGAGCGGAGUUGCCUCUACAAAGACCAAGAUCGCCAUCGCCGUUCCAGUCGGCGUCGUCGGCCUAGCCAUCAUCCUAGCUUUCAUUAUUCUCGGCUGCCGUCGCUCCAAGCGCCGCCAGCGCGCCAACCGAUCUCUUCAUAACAUGGCCCAACCUACCACCUCUACUCUCCUGCCCGGGCCGGGCUCCACCUCUCAGCUUAUGGCCGCGGGCAAGCUCAGUUCCCCAGAGCCGGCGGCUGUACCUAUCCGUCAACAAAAUUUCUCGGUCCCCACUGCACCGCAAAGCCGCGAUGCAAGCCCCCGUUCCGUGCCAGCUGCGUUGACCCCAGGCUCGGCACGAGACCUCUCGUCUGCUUCGAAUCAGGAUCUGGGCAUUCCGGCAGGUGCCGCUGCUGCGGGUGUGGCAGUUACGGGGGAACAUCGCCGCAGCACUUCCGGACUACAGCGCAGCUACGAGGCCAUGCGUGGCACAACCCCAUCAUCUCGAAGUCCGCCUCUACCUUCACCUCAAAGUCAACCCCGUGUAUCAGAAUCAUCAGACCCGCACUUCGUACUACGCCGUGGACCGACCCAGCGUAGCGGCGUCUCCGAAGUCUCCGACGGGAUAGAUGGCGGCGAGCGAGAUCUGGAUGACAUGUCGUCCGUCUCGUCGUUUGAUGAGGGUAGCCCGCGCUCACCUCGCGGCCCGAACCGGUUUCUUGGUCGCUGA
Molecule: messenger RNA, 1185 nt
Organism: Penicillium riverlandense
Lineage: Eukaryota; Fungi; Ascomycota; Eurotiomycetes; Eurotiales; Aspergillaceae
Exons: 1
Coding region: 1-1185 (394 amino acids)
Source: RefSeq, a predicted model, not a curated record